ACAAAAACUACCAAGCUACUACAUAAAAAGUUAUUAGACCAGAAAAUUUUCACUUCGUUUCAAGCGGCGGGUCUAAAACACAAUUCCCGGAUCAUUGUUUUACCAAUACUGGAACAAGCUUAAUUAACUUCUUCCUAAUGCUAACCUUAGGCCUAAUCACUACACUAAGACAAUGUUCUGGGGCUAAAUACUACACUAAGACGAUGUUUAGGCUUAAGCUUAGUAUUAGUAAAGGUUUAAUUAAGGUUGUUCCAGUAUUGGUAAAACAAUCAAGCCCUUUUAAGGGUUAACAAAAUUUCAAGCCACGCCCACAAAACGGGAUCUUGCUACCUCUUAGGGGUUCUUUUCAAAAUUUCCCACUAGCUUAUCAUAUUGGAGACGUUCCCCGCCCCCCUCCCCCCGCGCGCCCCGCCUGGUACCGACGCUUCCAGCGUCACAUGUAGAUUUAUCACUCAAAGUCACAUUGAAUAUUCACGACAAAGUAAUUCAAAACGCUAGAAACUACAGCAGAUUAUAACAAAUUAAAAAUAUAGAGCAAUUUGUGCUUUUUAAAUUUAAAUUAAAGCUGCGAGAAAAAAAAAUUAACGUGUCGCGUUUCGAUAGGACAGUACGCUGGUACUGCGGGCGCAGCCGUCCUAUAUAGUGCACACCGCACGAUACUAGUCAGCGGCUGACUUCAACAUGGAAAAUCCAACAUGGCGGCUCCUCCGGUUCAAGAAAAACACAACAUUUGCAUGGUUUCGGACUUCUUUUUUCCCAAUAUGGGCGGAGUAGAGAGCCACAUCUACCAGUUAUCACAGUGUCUAAUAGAACGAGGGCAUAAGGUUGUUGUAGUUACACAUGCUUAUGGUGAGAGAAGUGGAGUGCGUUAUUUAACAAAUUACCUCAAGGUCUAUUAUUUACCCUUUGGUCCUUUUCAUAAUCAAUGCGUGUUGCCAACUCUCUACACAACACUGCCGCUAAUGAGAUGUAUACUUAUACGUGAGAGGAUAACCAUAGUUCAUGGUCAUUCUGCUUUUUCCACUCUUUGCCAUGAUGCCCUUCUUCAUGCUCGCACCAUGGGACUUCACACGUUGUUUACUGACCACUCCCUUUUUGGCUUUGCCGAUGCAAGUUCCAUCAUAACCAAUAAAUUUUUACAGUUUUCAUUGGCAGACAUCGAUCACGUGAUUUGUGUUUCACAUACAAGUAAGGAGAACACUGUGUUGCGUGCCUCAAUGAAUCCUGGCAUGGUUUCGGUGAUUCCUAAUGCUGUAGAUGCUAAUGUGUUCACGCCUGACAUUUCGAAGAAAAUUCCAGGAAAAAUCACCAUUGUGGUAGUCAGUCGGCUGGUGUACAGAAAAGGGAUGGACUUGUUAGCUGGAGUACUUCCCAUCAUGUGUGCAAACCACUCAGACAUCCAGUUUAUCAUUGGCGGCGAUGGUCCAAAACGAGCUCUUCUGGAGGAUGUAUGUCAGCAGUGUAAACUUCAAGACAGAGUCCAGUUUCUAGGAAAGUUGGCACAUGAGAAUGUCAGGGAUGUACUUGUUCAAGGUGACAUCUUUUUGAACACAUCAUUAACAGAAGCAUUUUGUAUUGCAAUUGUUGAAGCAGCAAGCUGUGGUCUGCAGGUUGUCAGUACCAGGGUAGGUGGGGUCCCUGAGGUGUUACCAAGUGACAUGAUAAAAAUGGCGGAGCCAAGGGUCAAAUCUCUGGUAGAAGCGCUGGAUAGCGCCGUCCAAGAUGCGCGAGAUGGCAGAUUCGUUCCACCGGACGUGGCCCAUGAACGCAUUCGAACCAUGUACACGUGGGACAACGUUGCUAGGCGUACAGAAAAAGUUUAUGAUCUGGUUAGAGCUGUGCCUCAUGUGUCAUUUGACGAGCGACUUAGAAGGUUGUACCACUGUGGCCGCGUUGCUGGAAAAAUUUUUUGCAUUUUAGCGGUGAUCGAUCUGUUUAUUCUAUGGCUUCUUGAAUGGCUCUUUCCAAGAAAAAAUAUAGACAUUGCGCCCUCUUUUCAAGAUAAACACGACAUAUGGAAUCCCCGAAACGACAGCAUACCAAGUGACCAGAAAGAAUCGGUAUACUUUUUCCGAAGAAAAAGAGGAAGUGACUAUUCUUCAGCGAGAUAACAUUAACCAAACUAUGUUAAUUUAAUAUUCCUAAAGGAUUCUCCCUUGGUCUCGAGGAAACGUUUCCCUCACGAAAGUUAAUACGCUUUAUAGACCACGGCUUCUGUUACGCUCAGUACCUCUUAUAUAGUAAACUACGAACUACAGAGUCUGGUUAUGUUUCACAUCGCGAUGCAUUUUCAGAGUUUCGAUUUUCAGUCAACGACUGUAGUCCUUGAUUUGUGGUUCAUAUCGUCAUGUUUGUGAUUAACCUUCAGUUUUCAUUUCAUAACUUAUUGAUAAAUAUUUUCUUAUUUGAAGUUCGAAGUUGUUACAUAAUUCCAGCCUCUUUCAAGUGACGAAAUUUUCUCGCACCCUAGAAGUAACUUGUUUAUAGUUUGUUUGUAAAAUUUGAAUGUAUAUUUUUAAAGUUUAUCAUGAUAAAAGGUUGUACAGCUGCGAAUGUAAAAUAAAGAAACUUUGUGGCUUGGAACCAUC
This is a messenger RNA of Orbicella faveolata, 2588 nucleotides long. RefSeq names its product phosphatidylinositol N-acetylglucosaminyltransferase subunit A-like. Gene Ontology annotation, biological process: GPI anchor biosynthetic process. Gene Ontology annotation, cellular component: glycosylphosphatidylinositol-N-acetylglucosaminyltransferase (GPI-GnT) complex. Lineage: Eukaryota; Metazoa; Cnidaria; Anthozoa; Scleractinia; Merulinidae. Gene Ontology annotation, molecular function: phosphatidylinositol N-acetylglucosaminyltransferase activity. The record is from RefSeq and is a predicted model, not a curated record.